CCGCGGCUGCCCCUCUAACUGCUGGUGAAAUAGAGGGCAGGGCGAGAUUGAACAUAGCGAUUAUCGAUUACGGGACCCCGCAACACUGCCAGACGAUCUUUAUGUAUGUUAGCUCAUUCACUGCUCACAACCACCAACUUAAGAGGUGUGCUCAUUCCCUUUCAUGCGCCGGGAAACUCAGGUUGAAAAUUUCCCAAACCUGACACAAGCGCUUGAGAGAUGGCUGCCCAGUGCGUCACGAAGGUGGAGCUGAAUAUUUCCUGUGACAACCUUUUGGAUACAGAUGUAGGGUCAAAGUCAGACCCUUUGUGUGUGCUGUUUUUGAAUACGAGCGGUCAACAGUGGUAUGAGGUGGAGCGCACAGAAAGGAUUAAGAAUUGCUUGAAUCCCAAAUUUUCCAAGACGUUUAUUAUUGAUUACUACUUUGAAGUGGUUCAGAAAUUGAAAUUUGGGAUUUAUGACAUCGACAACAAAACCAUCGAGCUGAGUGAUGACGACUUCUUAGGAGAGUGUGAGUGUACCCUUGGACAAAUUGUUUCCAGUAAGAAGCUGACUCGACCACUGGUGCUCAAAAAUGGCAGACCUGCAGGGAGAGGGAGCAUCACGAUCUCAGCCGAAGAAAUAAAGGAUAACAGAGUGGUCUUGUUUGAAAUGGAAGCAAGAAAACUGGAUAAUAAGGAUCUGUUUGGAAAGUCAGAUCCGUACCUGGAAUUCCACAAGCAGACAUCCGAUGGAAACUGGCUGAUGGUGCAUCGAACAGAGGUUAUUAAAAACAACCUGAAUCCCGCGUGGAGGCCUUUUAAAAUCUCUCUGAACUCCCUGUGCUAUGGAGAUAUGGACAAAACUAUUAAGGUAGAGUGCUAUGAUUAUGACAACGAUGGGUCGCAUGAUCUCAUUGGAACCUUUCAGACCACCAUGACGAAACUGAAGGAAGCCUCCAGAAACUCCCCUAUUGAAUUUGAAUGCAUAAAUGAAAAAAAGAGGCAAAAGAAGAAAAGCUACAAGAAUUCAGGUGUUAUCAGUGUGAAACAGUGUGAGAUUACAGUGGAAUGCACAUUCCUAGACUACAUCAUGGGAGGAUGUCAGCUGAAUUUUACUGUGGGAGUGGACUUCACUGGCUCCAAUGGCGACCCCAGGUCUCCUGACUCCCUUCAUUACAUCAGCCCCAAUGGUGUCAAUGAGUAUCUGACUGCCAUCUGGUCCGUGGGACUGGUCGUUCAAGAUUAUGACGCUGAUAAGAUGUUUCCAGCCUUUGGUUUUGGAGCCCAGAUCCCUCCUCAGUGGCAAGUUUCGCACGAGUUCCCACUGAACUUUAACCCAUCCAAUCCCUACUGUAACGGAAUCCAAGGCAUUAUAGAGGCAUAUCGGGCCUGCCUUCCUCAGAUAAAACUCUAUGGACCAACGAAUUUUUCUCCAAUCAUAAAUCAUGUGGCCAGGUUUGCCGCUGCAGCCACGCAACAACAGACAGCUUCUCAAUAUUUUGUGCUCCUAAUCAUUACUGAUGGUGUGAUCACAGACCUUGAUCAGACCAGACAAGCCAUAGUGAAUGCUGCCAAGCUGCCGAUGUCCAUCAUCAUCAUUGGAGUUGGAGGAGCGGACUUCAGUGCCAUGGAGUUUCUGGAUGGCGAUGGCGGAAGUCUCCGCUCCCCGUCGGGCGAGGUUGCCAUCAGAGAUAUUGUCCAGUUUGUACCUUUCAGACAGUUCCAGAACUCUCCUAAGGAGGCGCUGGCUCAGUGUGUCUUGGCGGAGGUCCCCCAGCAGGUGGUGGGCUACUUCAACACUUACAAACUCCUUCCUCCCAAGAAGCCGGCUGCGGAAUGAAGGGAGCGCGGCCCGAGCAGACUUCCUCUGUGCUGUGGGGAGCAGUGUCCUCACCCCCCCAAGUCACGAACCUGUCACUCACAUCCUUUCCACCCCCCGCCUUUUUCCUGUAAACCUAGUUCUCUGUGGAGUAUCUCUAUUUAACGCAUUCUUUGUGUGCUUUUUUUGGAGGAAAGUGCUAAGUUAAUCUUUGCCCAAUCAAUUCAGUGACUGCUAGUGAUUUAUAGUAAUUGCAGUGAGGCUGUUUGGAUUAGAAAAUCGUGUGAGAAAAGACGCUUUUGUCGUGGUUAUUUACUUUCACAUGAUGAAAAUGCUGUUUUUGAAUGUUUAUCAAUAGGAAGAAUGAAACAUUGUUGGACAAAGCGAUUUAAGGUCGUUAGUUAGUUAGUUCUAGGUCAGUUCUAGGCAAUAGAUGUCUUACCAGCCCGUGUCCAUACCUGAUGGCAAGAGCUUCUUAAAUUCGAUGGUAUUAAAUUUGUGCCUGUAACCGUAUCAGUGCUUUUCCGUGAGAUGAACCUGCCUUCACUCACGCUGAAUUGUGCCACACUUCAGACACUGUGCGCGUUCACACAGGACUGCACCAACAGCUCUGAGCCAGAGGGAAGGCACACAGUCAGUUCUCAAACGUACAAUCAACCAGUAAGAGGAACCUCAUGUAAAUAAGCCACUUCUGUUUGCCUUUCUCAGUCUUUCAUUUUCAUUGUGGGAGAGUAUACACAGUCAGAUUUGAACAUUUCACAGAGGACGUGUGACACUGGGGAUUCUGUACGUGCGUAGACCGUACCUGGUCCUGGAGUCAGCAUUAUUAGAUUAUUUUAAUUGGAGUUUGUUAAAGUGGCUAGGACUGCUUUGUCCAGGAAAGCUGUGAGGACCAGGCAUAUCAGAGGACGUUCAGAAUUCCAUUUCCUUUUAACUAGCGAAAGACUUUACUUAUUAAAAAAAAGACAUUUUUUAUACUUUUCUUGCUAAGGUCCCAUACGUUGAUUUGUGCAUUUGUACAGAUUCAUUUACACAUUUUCUUCUCUUUUUUUUAGUAACAUUUUUGGUCUGAUUUUUAAGCUCAUGGUAGUGGUUAUCUGUUAAUCAAAAUGACAUUUUACAUUUUAAUAAUGUGCUCUUUCCUAGGCCAGGAAUGUAGUGUGUGAAGCAUAAAACCUGUUGUAACUUGAAAAAAAAAGAAAUUCCAACUGCUGCGUUAGGAUGGAGUGGCCUUUAUAUGUUUUUUUUUAGAGCAGAAUUUUUUUCCUCGAUUUUUUGCCUUUAAAACAUAUUCCUUAGCAAACAUUACAUUUUUUGAAUAAUGUGAGGCUUUGUUGAGGACCUGUGUGCCAAGUCCUGUGCAGAUCCGUGUAUUGGCCAAUCGCCCCUCACAGGUUAGCCUUAGAAACUGCGUGUGUCAGGAGCCUUGGGUGGAUGCCCGGCGCCGUGCUGACGGCCUUUCCGGCCUCCUGAAAACUUGCCACAGCGUGUCUCUUGCCUCUGCAGUGGCCGAGGAAGUGAGCUCUGGGCCGUGAACAGCUGUGGCUUCUCAGAAGCAGCUGCUUGCCGAGGUCAGGGCAGGGGCCUGCCUGCUGCCUGGUCGCCGGCCGCUCGUUACCGCCUCGGCCUGGGCUCGCUGUCGUGCAGGGGCGCCGGUAGCCUGAGGCGCUGCCCUCGCAGCCACGAGGCACUUUGACAUCAGUUAAGGGAGGAGAAAACAGAUCGUCCUCCCGAGUUUGGAGCCUUUGCUGUCUCAGGUGUCCUGAUCUCACUUCUCUGUGUGUGUUUGGCAACAGCAAUUUUAUGUCGCUGUGGUUUUGAGAAUUUUCUUUUUUAAAAACAUGAAGCCUUUAAAAAAAAAAUGAUUUGCGCCUGUCCUCACUGUCUGGUGAAGCAGACAGAAGGAGAGCCCGCCUGAAGCGUGUGCAGGGCUCCUGCUCUCCGUGACCAGCCCAGCUGCUCGCAGCACCCACGUCACCUCUCAGGGCUUGGGGACCCCUGGCCACGAGCAUUCACUGUUUUCACGGCCAAAUAACAGGACUUCUGUCACCACUGUCAGACUGAUUUAGUCUUCAUAAUUUUAUGUGCUAGUUUUAAUCGGAAUUGUUCCCUUUUUAAAAUUAAUUUUUUAUUAUUCAUUCUUGAUCAUGUUCAUCAGUAGAGGCUGUUCAUAAGAACUCUGAUUCUAGCGAAUUAGGGUAAUUGAUACCUUUCUGCAGUUUUGAAUAAAAGCAUUUACAAUUCUAAAUUAUUGUUUUAUAAAAUUCUUACAUUUCAGCAUUCCCCUCAUCACAUGCUGAUGUAAUAUUGUUUUAUAUUAAAAUCGUCCUUUUUGCUGUUGUGCCACCAUUCACGCAAGUACCGUUAGUUCUUAAAAUGCGUUUAAAGAAAAAGUGACCAAGUCAACUUUCACACCUCCAGUAAUCAGGUAGAUUACAAACCCAUCCUGGGGGACAGUGCCUGGGCAGAUGUAGUUUCUCCCCGCUGCCUGUACUGAAUAGUGUGCAGUUAGCGUGGUCCCCUCACCUCGUGCUUGGAGUGGAAGUCGUCACGAUCGCGAGAGUUGACACUCAGAUCAGGGGUUCGCCGCUGCUCGCUGUGGCCGUGCCAGAGGCAGCCUUUCCAGAGCAAAUCCAGGGCCCCACGGCGCUCAUGCCUUCUCUGACUGCUUUGCCUUUUUCGUUCUGUAAAUUGACUGGAAAGCCAUCUUUAAUAAACUCCUCCUGUCUCUUUAUGUGUGCGGUUUAUGGCCAUGGAAGUGACACUUGAGGGAAGCCAGAAGUUUGGUUGAGAUUGUGAGAGGCUCUUCUGUGCUUCUAUGAUAUCAUACCCGAUAACACGUGUGUAAGUUACUAAUAUGUGAAUUGUGUUAAAUGUAUCUUCCGUUUGAAUUCCCUUUGGAUGAAAUUAUUUCUUGAUGUGAUACAAUAGUGCCUUGUUCUGAUUUUUGUUCUUUCCCUAAAUGUUAUCAAAAUCAGUAGAAAAGUUAGAAAUAAAGUGAAUAUAGCAUUUUAA
Messenger RNA from Equus caballus (horse), 4815 nucleotides. RefSeq names its product copine 3 (gene CPNE3). Gene Ontology annotation, cellular component: plasma membrane. The record is from RefSeq and is a predicted model, not a curated record. Gene Ontology annotation, biological process: cellular response to calcium ion; ERBB2 signaling pathway. Gene Ontology annotation, molecular function: calcium-dependent phospholipid binding; receptor tyrosine kinase binding. NCBI's taxonomy places the organism in Eukaryota, Metazoa, Chordata, Mammalia, Perissodactyla, Equidae.